Molecule: messenger RNA, 6157 nt
Organism: Camponotus floridanus (Florida carpenter ant)
Lineage: Eukaryota; Metazoa; Arthropoda; Insecta; Hymenoptera; Formicidae
Exons: 7
Coding region: 694-5709 (1671 amino acids)
Source: RefSeq, a predicted model, not a curated record
UGAGACGCGCGCUCGCGCCCGCCAGUCGGAGAAAGAGACGGAGAGAGAAGGAGAGAGGACGACGAGUAUCGAAGUUUCGAUGUUUCGAAUGCGCCUCCGACAUCGAUAGCCGCUGCCGCGCUGCGGCAACAUCGUGCACGUCCUCGCGACAGUACGGUGUCCGAUGCCCUCGCGUAUCGUAGGCAUCUCGGUGAACGGGACGACGAGCGAAGGGAAAACGAGUGGCGAAACGCGAAAGCCGGGAGAAAGUGAAGCUUGAGCCGUAAUGGAGUAAAAGUGACGAAUACCGGAUGACAAAUACAAAAGAAAAAUAAAAUAAGAAUCGAAUAAAAGCAUAGAGAUAAAAAAAAAAGAAGAGAGUCGAAGCGCCGGUCGGUGGUGACCGGUAGCGAUAGUGGGGUAGCGGCGGCGGUGGUGACGGUGGUGGUGGAGGCGGUGGUGGGGGUAGCGGCGGUGACGGUGGGGCGCGGAGCACGCUCUCUCGCGGUAGCUGCGCCAAACGUCAGUGUCAAUAUGGCCGUUGACGUGAGCGCAGUAUGCGUAAAGACGUGGACGCGAUAGUAGUCUCGGUUCGAUUCCCCCUAACAUGAGGUAUACCACGACCAGGAGGGACGCUUUUACGUAAUACACCACCCUCCCUCCUCCUUUCCCGCCUCCCCCCAGAUAUAACGGACGUACCCGGCAUCGUACAAAAUGAACUGCGCCGCGUCGGAGGUAGCGGCAGCCGCGAACGGUGGUGAGCACGUCGGCGCGAUACAAGAUAUCAAAAACGCAAUGUUUAACAAUGGAGGGUCUAAAGUAAACAGUGACGACGCCAAAUCAACAGUUGUAGAAUUAUUUCCAUGGAUCUCAGAGUUUUGGAAAAUGUGUAAAUGUAUAUACGCGGACAAAAAUAUGGCUUCUUUGGCAGAGCUUAUGCAGUACUAUAUCAGAAAUGUAAGUAUCAGUGUGAAUGAAUGUUACACGAAGCCUUUAAAAGCAGCAAAGUUGAAGGAUUCUAUUAGUGAAACUUUAUUUUUCUUCUUAUGUAUCUAUCGCGAGCUUUCUGAGGACCGUAAUAGAACUAUUUACUUAAAUAACAUGUCCGAUUUAUUGGCAUUGUACAUAGAUAUGGAAUUAAAAGCUUCGAGAAAAAGUAAAGAAGAUCAUAGUAAAAUUUGUACAAGACUUAUUUCUUGUCUUUAUGUAUAUCUAGAACAUUCUAUCGAGCAUUUGUUAGAUACUUUGAUAAAAAUACAGUUUAUGUGUCGGGCUUAUCAUCGUAUUUUAGAUCCGAUAAUGAAAAUUGUAACUAAUAAAAUUCCAACGUGUCCCAAUAAUUCAGAUAUUAUGUGCGCUCGUUAUUUCCUUAUUUAUUAUCUCUGGAGAAAGAUAAAUAGCGAUAUGGCCGUGAAAAGUCAAAUUACUACAACCGCAAUUGCCUCUUUGGGAACAUCAUCAACUUUCCCACCGUGCAUGUUAGAUGUAUUACCAAAAGUGCCAAAGGAUCAACCAAAUUCAACAAAAUAUCUGAUGCAGCAGAAAUUUGACAUAAGAAAAUGCUGUGAAUGUUUUAUACAAUUCUGUAUAAAAAACAGAGAUAGUAUAUGGCAGAAAAAAAAUGAAAAUGCAACUACUAUUCCAAAUUCAUUCAAAAGGACUGCUUCACAACUGCUGGAAGUUACAUCACGCGAAAAUGAAAAUAUGGAUUGUAUCAAAAACAAAUCCAAUUUUACUUCCUCAAAUAAGAGUGUGCAAAACAAUUCAGUUUCCUUAGAUAAUUUAAAAUCCUCAAAUUUAACAGAACAAACAAACGUUAAACCUUUAGGCACGAUUUCUACAAAUAUUUCAGUAGCACGGACUAUUGUUAAGCAAAUAAAACCAAAAGUGCUUCCACGAAAGAAGAUUAAAAAAUCCAAUAAAAUUGUAAUAAUUGAUCUUACAACUGAUAUUGCUUUUGAACGGUGUAUAAAGAGAAAAUCGAGAAAAGUUGCAUGGCUUGAAGAAGCCAAGAGAAAACUCGACACAAAAGCGAUAAGAGCAUCACAGAAGAUUAAGAAACAGCAGAUGGCAGAGAAAAUAACCUCCUUGAAGAAAAUGGUUCUUGUUGAUCAGCAUUUGGAAGAUUUCCUUCAAUCCAUACCUGCCACAGAAAAUACAUGUUUAGAGAAUAAUUUGAGUGAAUCUGCAAUAUGGGACAUAAAGCUAGAUAAUGAUAAAAUAAAAUCCAUGCAACAACUGGAAACAGAAUGUAGGAGUACAUCAGGUUAUGCAACAUCUACAAAACAAUCAGUAGAUGCGAACAGCAGUGACAAAAGUAAAAUUGUUGGAGUAUCUCAAACAGUCUCAUCUUCUGUAAUCGUUGAUAAACCACAGUCUAAUAAAUUUAAAGCUUCUACAAAAUUGUUAUUGAAUGUUUCAAAUGACACUAAUAGCAAAUGCCAUGAUGUUGAUACUAUUUUGAAGGCAAGGAAUAGUGAAAAAAUGAACAAUAGACAUAAUGCACAGACGACUGUGAUUAAACGACUGCUAGAAAAGGAUACUUCGCCUGAAAGUGAAAAAUGUAAAAAGGUUGAAAGUUUAAGGAAAAUCUGUGAUUUAGGAACAGAGCACUCUAAAACUGUAAAUAUUCUCCCUGCGAUAUGUACUCAAAAUUCCAAAGAUGAAGAUGUGGGUUCUAAUAAUAAUGCUAAUUAUCUUAGUACAACUAAAGAUAAAUCUUUGUAUGUAAUUUCAUCUUCGCUACAUAUGCAUUACACAAAUAACGGAAAGGAUGAAACGAUUGAUAAAACAAUAGAUGAUUUCACUAACAAUGAAAAAUCUGUGCAAGAACAUGAUCAUGAAUUAAUAAGUAACAAAACGCAGUGCUCGAAAUCAACUGCAGUCGACAAUGCUUUAAAUAAAGAAAAACUUGCAGUUUCUACAAUGACGGUUGAAACUUUUGCUACAACAAUUAUAAAUAAUCCAGAGAUAUCAAUAAGUAAUGCGGUAGAAUCUGAACGGUUACAACAACUAUGCGUUACUGAAAAUAUAGAGAAACCAAAGGAGCCUGAGUCUCAGGAUGAAUAUGUAUCAGAAAAGCGCGAUAUUGCAAAUAAUACUAUAAGUCUUAGUAUAACGAAUGGAGACCAUUCUAAUGUACAAACAGAUUUAGAAGUUGACACUUGCAUCGAAGUAAGCGAUAACUUAAGAAAUAGCAAAAUCCCUAACCAUAAAAUCAGAGAAACUAUUUUUGAAAAUAGCACAGCUGAUAAGAAAAAUAUUUCUAAUAUCUUCAAUGCGUCACUGUGUUCAAAAAAUGAACGAGUUAACGAUAGAAAAGAUAUCGACCUGAAAACAGAUAAGGAAGAUGAAGAAUUCGAAUCCAAAGGAAAUUGUAAUAAAGAACAUAAUGUAGAAGAAUUAAAAAGGUCUUCUGUACUGCGCACAAAAGUUGAUAAGAAAGAUCUUCAUAAUCUUGACUAUAUGCAUGAUCGUAAACUACUAAAGAGAGUCUAUGAAAUACAUACUCAUACGAAAAGCAUUCAAAAUUCAUCGGAAGAUAAAUGUAUCAUUCAAGAUUCAGAAUUGCAGGAUAACAUGGACGGACUUUCAUUAUUAGCCAAUGUUAUUGAGUCAACAUGUCAACAUGUAUCUCAUUUAAAAGCUGAGUUGCAAUGCGAACAAAUCAAAGUGAAGGAUUACGCAUCGUUGAGAAAUUCUUCUUACAAUCAAACUACCGACGAUGAUGUCGAUACCAACGAUUCAUCGAAUAUAGUUUCUCAGAUUUUGGAAAAUCCAACUGCUGACGUUAUCAAUAAAAUAGUUGGAAUUUGUCCGGAGGAUGCAUUGGAUAAAGUAGCGCUUCAUGUUGAAGUAACGUCAACAACUGAUAUAAAUCCCGACGAUCGCGGAAACGAUCCAAGCAAUAAUAGCGUUCCGCGCAUCGUUGAAACCACUAUAAAUUAUGAAACGGACACGUUGCCUAACAAUUUAAAUAUAGUAGAAAACAAUGUACAGUCGAUAAAGGAAAAUACGAACGUAAUAUUAAACGGGGAAACAGUCAUGCUCUUACAAAAGUCCCCGAAUAGUAAUUUGUACAUCAUUAAUAAGGCAGUGGAAAACGCACGAGAUCACAAUAGCGAUGAUGAGAAUUGUCCAGUUAAGGAGAAAAGUUGGAUGAUCCCGCCGGAAGAUUGUACAUCGUUUGAAGUCGUUAAUACGUCGGAGCACAUUUCUUUUAAUUUGGAUCUCCCGCAAUACGGCAAGGAAUUAUCAUGCCAAGAGAAUAAGUUUUCCGUCAGCAGGAACAAGGGUAUAAAAAUUGAACCCGAUGAAGAGAGUAAUCUGAUGAAUAUUACGGAAAUGAAAUCUUACGGUAAGAAAAAUUCAUUGUCGGCCGACGUGACAUUACCUGCGACAUCGCAGAUUUAUCAGGACACGAAUGUUGCGAAUGUGAGCAUCAGCAGCAAGUCGGUCGAUAAACGAAAAUCCAAAUCCAUCCUUACUUAUAGGCAAAACAUUAAGCAAGAGUUUAGCAAUCAUAUUACGGCAAAUUGCGGAAUACAAGGAUGCAACGGAAUACAUACGCAUCCGCACGAGGUGAUUGACUCGCAGCAUUCAUUACAUAUUCCAGUCACUCAUCCCACAACGAUAUCCUCGAUUUACGGGAAUUGCGCUGCCGGUACAGAUCUGUGUAUGCCGUAUCACAAGCAUUGCACUUCCGUAUCGUGUAGUCUACAAAUUAAUUCUACUACUUCGCUCCAUUCUCAUACAAAAUCCGCCAAUGCAUGCGGUAGGUCGCACUGCUCAUGCCUAAAUUGUACGUACGAUAUAGUCGCGCAUUGCAGACAGUGUAUACACCCUGCAACAGAUUCCCAUGUGUCUUGCCUUGAAAGUAAUUCUUAUUUUUUGCCCACGCAUUCGUCAGUACAAACAUCCGCCGUCCAAGAGCACGAUAAGACAACAAGCGAAGCGGCAAUAAGUAAAUUGUAUGACGAUCAGCAGAUAAUGCUGCGUAAAAUAGAACAGAGGGUAUCGCUACAAAAUAAUACGUUGGAAAAACUGGACGUGCAAAGAGAACCGGAUAAGUUAUUCAAGAAAGAUAUGGAGAACAAAUUGCCGUUGAAAAAGAGACUGAAGGCUCACGCCAUGAUGUCCAUGGUGUACGAAAAGAUACCCAUCAAGACGGAAAAAUUAGAUAACUAUCCUGCAAUUCCCAUGAUGUCCAUAGCAGCCUUAGAAGCAUUAAAUAGCUCGCAGAAGCAUCCUGCGCAAAUCAUCAAAUCAUCGUACGAAUUAUCCCCUACCGAAGAGGAAGAUAAUUCGCAUGGCAGCUAUCAUUUCAAUUCGAAUAUAGUGCGAAGGGAUUACUGCAAAGAUAUCCAUAUUUCUAAUGCACAUCGCAAUCUUGUGAAAGAAAGUACAAGGAAUCACGAACGCCAAUUUCGAUCAAACGGCGAUCAAUCUAAUACAGUCUGUAUAGAACGUUGUCAAGACAGAACGUUUAAAACACCUAUGCAGCGCAGAGAUGUGACAGCAACGAAUCCGAUAUCUCUGAAACGUAUAACGACGGAGACGAUGGAGCAGGAUAGCACAUGUAAGAAGGCGAAAAAAAUGCAGUCAUCUAUUAGACAAACGAGAAGCUCAAAGAGAAACGUUCCUAAGGUAAAUUAUUGUUACACCGAUGUUGAUCCAGAAUGGAAUCCGUCCGGUGAGUCAAAACGAAGGCGUAAGAAGACUAGUCGAUGAUCAAUACUAUUUCAUUACGAGAAGUCACUGCUGUAAAAAAGAAAGAAAGAAAGAAAAACAAUCUGUACAGAAUGGAUAAAUGUGUUCUUUAAGCUGUGUGGCACUGUAAAUUUGUAAAUAUAUGUACAAAGCAGAAGUAAAAAAUAACGCGUCCUAGGAAGAUUUUUAGAGAUAGACCGUUGAGCGUGUUCAAGAUUAGUAUGGGCAAAGAGGUAGACUAGCUGCAUAGAAGAUUUCUGCGUAAAAUAUUUUUGAUGUUUAGUUAGAUAUCGCUAGAAGCAAGUUGUAGAGAAUUUUAUUCCAUUAAACGUCAUCUCUACCUUGCAAUAUUGUAUAUAAGAUAAAGCUUUAUAAGAUAAUAUUUGUAAGUUAAUAUUUCAAUUUUAAUGUUUUCCUAUUGUCGCGUGGUUGCACAGCAACAUCAUAACUAUAAUUUUCUCAAUCAUAA